This is a messenger RNA of Panicum virgatum (switchgrass), 844 nucleotides long. RefSeq names its product dirigent protein 19-like. The transcript has a single exon. The record is from RefSeq and is a predicted model, not a curated record. NCBI's taxonomy places the organism in Eukaryota, Viridiplantae, Streptophyta, Magnoliopsida, Poales, Poaceae. Bases 1 to 615 code for a protein of 204 amino acids.
AUGGCCCCCAGCUCCUCCGCAAAGCAGCUCAUCGCCGUCGCCGGCGCGGCUUUCCUGCUCGCCACCGCCGUGGCUUUCCUGCUUGCCGCCGAGUCCUGCCGCCCGCAGCCGGUGCACCUACGGCUGUACAUGCACGACGUGAUGCGCGGGCCGGGGACGACGGCCAUCCACCUCAUCCACGGCGUCGGGCCGCCGCACGACGUCGAGCGGGGCGCCUACUUCGGCGACAUGGCGGCGAUCGACGAUGUGGUGACGGAGGAGCCCGACGCCGGCGCGCGGGCUGUUGGCCGGGCGCAGGGCACCUACAUGCUGGCCUCCCAGCACGAGGAGGUGCUUGCCGUCGCCGUCACCGUUGCGCUCACCGCGGGGACGUACAGCGGCAGCACCUUCUCCGUGGCCGGCCGCAUCGGGGUCUACGACGACAAGGCGGAAGCCGCGGUGGUCGGCGGCACGCGCCGGCUCCGGCGCGCCGCCGGCUACCUGACAUGGAGGAUGGUCGAGCUGGUGGUGUCCGAGGGGUACGUGAUGGUGGAGCUCGACGUGCACAUGUCCGUGCCGCCGGUGAGCGCCGCCGGUGGCAACUGGUGGUCAUCUCUGUUGCGAUCGAUUAACUAAUAAUAUAUAGCACAAUUAAAUUGAAUAUGCUCGAUCGUGGCAACUAUCUUUAAUUUUGCGAUCGAUCGAAUAACACAGCACAGAUUGCAAUCUUGGCUGAAUUAUAUUGCUGGUCAAUCUUGGCUCCUCCAAGCUAUUAAUUGGCUUGAUGCAUGUGUUCUCCGGAUCAUAUCCAUCCCUUGGCUUCGCCAGCCGGCGGUGGAGGGAACCAGAAGAAGAGCAGGGAGUA